AUGUCAAGCUUUCAAGAAGCCAUAAUCCAGAACUUUAGCAAUGAUAACAAGAAGCAACAACAAGAAACUGUUCAAGAAAAGCUUCAACAAUUUAAGGUCGAAAAACAAAGAAAAGACAGAGAGCGUUGGAAACCUGGAAAUGGAAUGAGAAUUCUAAUGGUUAUGGAGCAGUUUGCAAUGAGGUUUGAUGGCAAAGAAAAUAAACAUAAUAAUGUUAUUCAAGUUGAUACAGAACAUACAAAAUAUCCACAAGGUUGUACCCAUGGUAAUGCCACUCCAUCGGUACAAGAUGGUGGCGUUCCAGAGGAUCCAUAUGCUUUUGUUUUUGCCGGUAUCCGUAAAAAACAUCGUGUGGUGAAGUUCAAUGACAUAUGCAAAUAUUGUGGAGCAAAACGAUUGCAGUUUGAAUCUCCUGGUUUUUGUUGCAUGAAUGGGAAGACAAAGUUGGCAGACUCCUUUAUUCAUAACGAAUUGCACAGUCUUUUCACUGCAGAAACCGAAUUAGGCAAAUUGUUUAGAAAAAAUAUACGUGCGUACAACACCAACUUUUCAUUUGCAUCAAUGGGUGUAGAUGUGGAUAAAUCAAUGGCUAACAUGACAUCUGGACUGAGAUGUCACAUAGACUACAAACCAAUUGUUGAAAUUUUGACUCGCGUUCUUGCUACAAACCCAUACGUUGCAACAUUCCGUAGGCUUGCUGAUUUAGGACCGCUCGACAAUUACAGAGUCACUUUAAAUGCAUCGAUAGAACUAGACCAGAGAGUGUACAAUCGGCCAACCACAUCUGAGGUUGCUGGUAUUUGGGUUGAAGGUAAUGACAACAUAACCGCGUAUAAAAGAAGUAUUAUAGUUUAUGGGAGGUCUGAAAAACCAUCAACAAUUCAGUCUUAUUGGGCAUGUUAUGAUUCAUUGUCUUAUCCUCUAUUCUUCCCAAAUGGUGAGCCUGGAUGGCAUUAUAAAAUACCAAGACAAGGAGUUUCGAUCAAUGAGAUUGUUAAUGAUACCGAAAUCAUCGAGGAAGAUCUAGAAGAGACUGAUGGAAGAACCGGUAGGAAAACUGUAAGUAUGCGGGAGUACUACUGUUAUAAGUUGCAGAUUCGUUCAAACUUGAACUUAAUUAUGUUAGGAGGAAGAUUGUUCCAACAAUUUGUGGUAGAUAUCUACAUCAAGAUUGAGACUUCGCGUUUGGAAUUUUGUAGAAAAAGCCAAUCCAAAAUAAGAGCGGAGUUAUACCAAGGUGUUGUGGAUUGUAUCAAUGACGGGGAGGAUCAACCAAGUAUGGUUAGGCGACGAGUUGUUUUGCCUGCAAGUUUCAUUGGAGGCCCUCGUGACAUGCGAGGACGGUUUCUUGAUGCUAUGGCUUUAGUUCAAAAUUGCGGGAAACCUGAUAUAUUCCUUACAAUAACGUGCAAUCCAAAUUGGCCUGAAAUCCAAAAUGAGUUACUUCAUUCGCAGACAGCUCAAGAUAGACCGGAUUUGGUUUCAAGAGUUUUUCGUUCUAAGUUACUUGAUCUUAAGGAACAACUCUUCAAGAGGCACGUCCUUGGCGAGGUUGGUGCCUAUGCUUAUGUAAUAGAGUUCCAAAAACGUGGUUUGCCACAUGCCCAUUUUCUCUUGAUAAUGACACCUGAAUGGAAGCUCACCAAUGCAGACCAUUAUGACAAAUACCCUCGACAAUUCAAUGAAACUACGACGCAAGGAAAGGAUGCAUAUCCUGUUUAUCGAAGGAGAGAUACUGGAAUUGUGGUGAAAAAACAAGGUAUUAUGAUGGAUAAUAGAUGGGUUGUUCCAUAUAACCCAAAGUUGUUGAUGAUGUUCAACUGCCAUUUAAAUGUAGAGGUUAUCCAUAUUGAUCCAGAUGCACAACCUGUUCUUAUUAAUGAGAUAAAACGUUUUCAAGAUGCAUGUUAUGUCUCUGCUCCGGAAGCAACAUGGCGAAUUUUUAGUUUUGCUCUUUCUCAAAUCCACCCUAAUGUGAUCACUUUGCAACUGCAUCUACCGAACCAACAAUUGGUUCGAUUUAGUGAUGCUGAUACAAUGACAUCCAUUGUUGAGAAGGAGAAAGAUAAGAGACCAAUGUUGACCGCAUUUUUCAAGAUGAAUAAAGAGAACUUGUGCGCAAGAAAGUACUUAUACAAUGAUUUUCCCAAACACUUCACGUGGAUUACCCAAUCACGUCUAUGGAAUCCUCGAAAACAAGCACCAGCGGUAGGUCGUUUGGUUUAUGCUAAUCCUGCUGAAGGGGAGAGAUACUACCUACGUGUGUUAUUAUGUCAUAUUAGGGGCCCUACAUGUUUUGAAGAUCUAUACACAGUCAAUGACGUAAGACAUCCUACAUUUCGAAAAGCGGCUCUUGAAAGAGGGUUAAUAGAAACCGAUGAUAGUUUAUCAGAAUGUCUUGCAGAGGCAUCCCUGUUUCAAUUUCCCAGUUCUCUCAGAAGGUUGUUUGCAACGAUAUUGGUUUUUUGUGAUCCUGGAGAUGUUCGAAAGUUGUGGAAUUCCCACUACAAUGCUCUCUCAGAAGAUUAUAGGCGACAAUACGACAAUGUUGAACGAGUGCAGAAUAUGGUCCUCACAUAUAUCAACAUAUUCCUACAAUCUAUGAGUAACAAGCUUGAAAAUUUUGAUCUUCCCGCUAUAAAUACAGAGUUGAAUUUACAAUCGGGAGUAUUUUGCGAGGUACAAGAAGAGUGCUCUAUUGUUGUGGAACUUGACCAUUUGCAUGCGCAAGAUUUUCUGAAUCCUGAACAAAAAUAUACGUAUGACGAGAUCAUGAAGCAUGUGUGCACUGAUUGUCCGGGAGUGUUCUUCAUAGAUGGUCCUGGUGGAACGGGGAAAACAUAUCUAUAG
Lactuca sativa (garden lettuce) is the source of this 2850-nucleotide messenger RNA. RefSeq lists its product as uncharacterized. The record is from RefSeq and is a predicted model, not a curated record. NCBI's taxonomy places the organism in Eukaryota, Viridiplantae, Streptophyta, Magnoliopsida, Asterales, Asteraceae. Gene Ontology annotation, biological process: DNA repair; telomere maintenance. Gene Ontology annotation, molecular function: DNA helicase activity.